AUGAUAUUUCAUGCAAUCCUGUUUUUAAGUCUUCUGUGGCAUCCAAUUUCUAUUAUUGUGUUUAUUGGGGUAUUUGUCGCGUGGUUGUUUCUUUAUUUCGAGCGUGAUGGUCCGGCUGUGCUGUUCAAUAGGAGUUUUGAUGGUAGAGUUGUUUUGUGUGUUCUUGGAUUGGUUACUAUAGUGGCAUUGGCGUAUACUGAUGUGGGUUUGAAUGUUUUGAUUGCUUCGAUUAUUGGGGUGGUUGUUGUUGGAGUUCAUGCUGCGUUUAGGGGCACCGAGGAUUUGUUUCUUGACGAGGAAAGUGCUGUUGAAGGUGGGUUGCUUUCAGUAGCUGCUUGUGUUGGUGGAAUCCCAUUGUUUUUAGGAGAUUUGAAUCGAGGCUUUAUGCCCAAGAUGACGAUGGAGUUUGUUGCUGACGGUGGAAUUGGGGAAUGGUGA
Molecule: messenger RNA, 438 nt
Organism: Populus nigra (black poplar)
Lineage: Eukaryota; Viridiplantae; Streptophyta; Magnoliopsida; Malpighiales; Salicaceae
Product: PRA1 family protein E-like
Exons: 2
Coding region: 1-438 (145 amino acids)
Biological process (GO): vesicle-mediated transport
Cellular component (GO): endoplasmic reticulum; Golgi apparatus
Source: RefSeq, a predicted model, not a curated record